Messenger RNA from Perognathus longimembris pacificus (Pacific pocket mouse), 2088 nucleotides. It is a transcript of the gene Gnl1, whose product is annotated as G protein nucleolar 1 (putative). The transcript has 12 exons. Lineage: Eukaryota; Metazoa; Chordata; Mammalia; Rodentia; Heteromyidae. The record is from RefSeq and is a predicted model, not a curated record. Bases 158 to 1981 code for a protein of 607 amino acids. Gene Ontology annotation, molecular function: GTP binding; GTPase activity.
CGGCUCCGCGGUCGGGCCCGCCCGCUGACGUCACCGUCUAGCCCCGCCUCCUCCAGGGUCCCGGGCCCUUGCGGCGGGGGCUGCCCGGGGGUGGGGGGGGAGUCAGUUGAGGCGGCCGGAGCUCGGCGGAGGGCGGGCCAGGUGACUGGUCCGGGCCAUGCCGAGGAAGAAGCCCUUCAGCGUGAAGCAGAAGAAGAAGCAGCUGCAGGAUAAGCGGGAGCGGAAGCGAGGGCUUCAAGAUGGGCUGCGCUCCAGUUCCAACAGCCGCAGCGGGAGCCGCGAGCGGCGGGAGGAGCAGACCGACACCUCGGACGGGGAAUCUGUGACCCAGCAGAUCCGCAGGCUCAACCAGCAGCCUUCCCUGGGCCUGGGUCAGAGAGGCUACGAUCCAAACCGAUACCGGCUGCAUUUUGAACGGGAUAGUCGGGAAGAGGUGGAGAGAAGAAAGAGAGCAGCCAGAGAACAAAUACUAACUCCCGUCAGUGUGGAAGUGCUGGAGCUGGAUAUCCGAGAAGUCUAUCAGCCUGGCUCAGUCUUGGACUUUCCUCGACGUCCUCCUUGGAACUAUGAGAUGUCCAAAGAACAAUUAAUGAGCCAAGAGGAACGGAGCUUCCAGGAAUAUCUUGGGAAGAUACAUGGAGCUUACACUUCUGAGAAGCUCAGCUACUUUGAACACAACCUGGAGACGUGGAGGCAGCUGUGGCGAGUGUUAGAGAUGUCUGACAUUGUCCUGCUCAUCACUGAUAUUCGACAUCCUGUUGUGAAUUUCCCACCAGCACUUUAUGAGUAUGUGACUGGAGAACUUGGGUUGGCCCUGGUGCUGGUCUUGAACAAGGUGGACCUGGCCCCACCUGCUCUCGUGGUUGCCUGGAAGCAUUAUUUCCACCAACACUAUCCCCAGCUCCACAUCGUCCUUUUCACUUCUUUCCCUCGGGACCCUCGCACUCCGCAAGAGCCUAGUAGUGUCUUGAAGAAGAGUCGGAGGCGGGGAAGAGGAUGGACUCGGGCCCUGGGGCCAGAGCAGUUACUGAGAGCCUGUGAAGCCAUCACUGUGGGGAAAGUGGACUUGAGCAGCUGGCGGGAGAAGAUUGCUCGGGAUGUGGCUGGGGCUACCUGGGGCAAUGGCUCUGGGGAAGAAGAGGAGGAAGAGGAUGGGCCUGCAGUCCUCAUGGAACAGCAGACUGACUUAGCAAUGGAGCCCACUGGCCCGACUCGGGAACGCUUCAAGGAUGGUGUGGUGACCAUCGGCUGUGUGGGUUUCCCCAACGUGGGCAAGUCCUCACUGAUCAAUGGACUGGUGGGCCGGAAGGUUGUCAGCGUCUCCAGAACCCCCGGCCACACCCGAUAUUUUCAGACCUACUUCCUCACUCCCACGGUGAAGCUCUGCGACUGUCCUGGCCUCAUCUUCCCCUCCCUGCUGCCCAGGCAGCUGCAGGUUCUUGCUGGGAUUUACCCCAUCGCCCAGAUUCAAGAGCCCUACACCGCCGUAGGCUAUCUGGCCUCCAGGAUCCCCGUGCAGGCAAUCCUCCACCUCCGCCACCCAGAGGCUGAAGACCCUGCCGCAGAGCACCCCUGGUGUGCCUGGGAUAUCUGUGAAGCCUGGGCAGAGAAACGUGGGUACAAGACAGCCAAAGCAGCACGUAAUGAUGUGUACAGAGCGGCUAACAGCCUCCUUCGGCUGGCAGUGGAUGGUCGCCUCAGCUUGUGUUUCCAUCCCCCCGGUUACAGUGAACAGAAAGGCACCUGGGAGUCUCAUCCAGAGACCACGGAACUGGUGGUUUUACAGGGCAGGGUGGGGCCAGCCGGUGACGAGGAAGAGGAGGAGGAGGAAGAGCUGAGCAGCUCCUGUGAGGAAGAAGGAGAGGAGGACCGAGAUGCGGAUGAGGAAGGAGAAGGGGAUGAAGAUACCCCAACCUCAGCCCCAGGGUCCUGCCUGGCUGCCCGAAACCCUUAUGCCCUGCUGGGUGAGGAUGAGUGCUGAGUCCCCACCUAGGGCCAUCUUUCCUCCCAAUAUCUUUGCUUUUGGACUGAUCUGGAGGCAUCUCCCGUCUGCCACCCUGAUUGUGAAUAAAGAUUGUCUGCUUUGUA